Striga asiatica is the source of this 2966-nucleotide messenger RNA. NCBI's taxonomy places the organism in Eukaryota, Viridiplantae, Streptophyta, Magnoliopsida, Lamiales, Orobanchaceae. The record is from the annotation of a GenBank genome assembly.
UGAAAUUUCAGGGUCCGAGACUUCUUUCGCCAAAGAGGCUAUGUGGCCAAUAGUGAGUGUAGGAAAAUCACUUUGGAUGUGAAUAAAGUGGGAAUCCCGAUGCACCAUCGAGUAAAUGCCUCGAAAAUAAUCAACGGCCAUGCUCCCGAGUGUACUUUGGUCCUGACACCAAUUCCCAUUGAUAUCCAAGAGACCCACAAUUUUAUUUUUUCAAAUUUCGUGUUCCUAUCGCAAACAAAGACCAGUCAUUGAGAUUUCUGAAUCUCUUCUUGUCACGUUUUACCCACAAUUUUAUUUUUUAUUUUUUUCCUAACAAUAACUUUUUCCAUUUUCUAAUUUCUAUUUACGGCAAAAAAGAAAAAAAAAAAAAUACUGUGAAAACUGAAAAUUUCAUACCCAUUAGCAAAUCUUUGCUUGGCCGCCUACACACACAGUAGAACUACCAACUGGUCCCUGGUGGAAAGCAAAGGACCAGAGGCUUUAGCUUUGAAGCACACUAAUGGUGGAAGCAAGCGAGAUGGUGCUUGUAGAACACGCGCUCGAGACGGUGCUGAGGGUCGCACAGAGGCUGCCGCCUGUGAAGGUUCCCCUCCAUGCGGCGUUGGGCAGAAUAUUGGCUCAAGACGUCGCUGCACCCGACCCGCACCCGCCAUACCCUGCAUCUAUCAAGGAUGGAUAUGCUGUAAUUGCUUCGGAUGGUCCUGGAGAGUAUCCCGUAAUAACCGAGUCAAGAGCAGGAGAUGACGCUAUUGAUGUCACUGUGACUCCUGGAACUAUCGCAUAUGUGACAACUGGUGGACCUAUACCCAAAGGCGCUGAUGCUGUAGUGCAAGUGGAGGACACUGUGCUACUAGAGAGUGCAGCUGGUGCUCCAAAACGAGUAAGGGUAUUGAAGCAAGUCGCACAAGGACUCGAUAUUAGACCAGUGGGGUGUGAUAUUGCUAAGGGUGAUUUGGUAUUGAAAUCUGGAGAACGUUUAGGUGCUGCAGAAGUUGGCUUACUCGCCACAGUAGGUGUAACAGCUGUGAAGGUAUAUUGUACCCCAAAAAUUGCGGUUCUCUCCACAGGCGAUGAACUAGUUGAUCCCACAAAUACAUCUUUAAAUCGUGGCCAGAUUAGGGAUUCCAAUCGUGCCAUGAUCCUUGCUGCUGCUCAGCAACAGCAAUGUGAAAUUCUCGAUCUUGGCAUAGCCCGUGAUAAUGAAGAAGAACUUGAGAGGAUUUUUGAUACAGCAUUUUCUAGUGAAAUUGAUAUCCUAUUAACUUCAGGAGGAGUCUCAAUGGGAGACCGGGAUUUUGUGAAGCCUUUACUUCAAAAGAGAGGGAAAUUAUAUUUUCACAAGAUUUGUAUGAAACCUGGAAAGCCUCUUACGUUUGCGGAGGUUCUUCCUGAAUCAACCGAGGGCAAGGCUGAGAAUAAGAUUCUUGCUUUUGGUUUGCCUGGGAAUCCCGUGAGCUGCUUAGUGUGUUUCCAUCUCUUUGUGGUUCCUGCAAUAAGACAUCUUUCUGGAUGGACACAACCUCAUCUCCCGAGAGUACAUGCUCGUCUGAAGCAGGCCAUAAGGGCAGAUCGGGUCCGUCCGGAAUUUCAUCGCGCCACAGUAAGUUGGGAAAUCAAUCAUAGCACAGGAAUUUCAGGGUUUGUUGCUGAGAGCACGGGUCACCAACUUAGCAGCCGUCUCUUGAGUAUGAAGUCAGCAAACGCCUUAUUAGAGCUUCCGCCCACGGGCGAUUUAAUUCCUGCUGGGGCUCAAGUGGUGGCUAUAAUUGUUUCUGAUAUAAUUGGUAUUGCUGGGAAUAGCAAUUUGCCCGUGUCAAGUCCAAGAGUCUGUGUAACAAAUCAAAGUAAUAGUGGUGAAAUCGGUAAAGGCCAGCCUGAAAGUUGUGAAUAUAAAGUGGCUAUUCUUACUGUGAGCGACACUGUUGCAUCAGGAUUAGGGCCUGACCGAAGUGGUCCGCGGGCAGUAUCUGUUGUGAAUUCAUCAUCUGAAAAACUGGGUGGUGCCAAGGUUGUUUCUAGUGCUGUUGUACCAGAUGAAAUCCCAAAAAUCAAGGAAUUGUUGGAAAAAUGGAGUGAUUUUGAUAAAAUGGAUCUCAUUCUUACUCUUGGUGGUACUGGAUUCACCCCGAGAGACGUAACUCCAGAAGCUACAAAACAAGUAAUACACAAGGAGACUCCUGGUCUACUUCAUGUUAUGAUGCAAGAGAGUUUGAAGAUUACACCGUUUGCAAUGCUUUCACGCUCGGCAGCUGGAAUUAGAGGCUCAACAUUGAUAAUAAACAUGCCUGGAAAUCCAAAUGCGGUUGCUGAAUGCAUGGAGGCAUUAUUACCUGCGCUUAAGCACGCGUUAAAACAGAUUAAAGGGGACAAGCGAGAAAAACAUCCUCUUCAUGUACCUCAUUCACAGGCUGCUCCUAUUGACACUUGGGAACAUAGCUAUAAAUCGGCUUCUGGCGAAGAUCAAGAAAAGAGCUGUUCUUGUUCCCAUUAGUUACUUCUGGAGUUGAUCAAGAAGAUGGAGAUAAAAUCCUAUGAAAGAAUGGAGAACAUGGCAAGAGCCCUACGGUGCUGGUUGCUUGGGAACAAGCUUCUCUUACUGUUACAUAUGUCAAUCCUUUUUGUACCCAAAACAUUUCACCUUUGUUAUUUGUUAAUCUACCACUGUUGUAAUAACCUUUGAGAAGAAAUAAGGACAUUUGCUCCAUCAUUUUCAAAGUUUGACCUUAAGAUGGAUUUUUCUUCACAGACAAAUGUUAAUUAGCGAAGAGUUCAGAACUUCUGUAUAUACUUGGAUCAUUUUUGGCAGUUUUAUGCUAAAUCUCGAGGGUAACAGUUGUAAUCAGGUCUGUUAGUCGUAACAAACAUGUAACGAUAAUGUUUCUAGUCUCACAUUGAGCUAGUGAGCUGCAUAAGUGUCCUUAACCUUCCCAUUACAGAUAACACAAAGUUGUCCUUUCAGAGACAAC